CCAACAUAGGAGUGAUACUACGGCUGUGUGGCUUCGGUAUUUUUCGUGGAACGAUGGCUUCUAACUUCAACAACAUGAGUGGCGGUGGUGCCAAGGGUCCGUGCUACAGCUGUGGCCAGGCUGGCCAUUUGGCCAGAUUCUGUCCUUUUCCUCAUAGGCGGUUGAAUGGAGUGCAGUCGUCAACUAGUAAUGCUAUCGUUCCAGUGCAGGCUCCUUUGUUGACUUUGCCUGGCAGCAACGGUUUUGGAACUGCCGUCCAACCUUAUUCGAGACAUUCCUCUGGCGGGGGUGGCUGGCUGGGUAGCAGGGUCAGUACACUCGAAGAGAAGGUUGGGAAGAUCUCGGCCAAGCAUGAGGCCGAAGAGGCAAAGGAGCAAGCGGCUCGUGAAGAAGAAGAUAGGAGGAAGCGUGAGCGGGAGGAGGAGGAGCGUACGCAGCGUGAUAAGCGUGAACGGGAAGAAUUCCUGGCUCAGUUGAAUAGGGAAAUGAACAGCAAGCUCGACCGGGUAUGUGAAGUUGUUUCUACCAAAAAGGGUGGUGACAGUAACGAGGUGGCUAUGUUGAAAGCUCAGGUGGAGGCGUUGAAGAGAUCUUGGGACGAAUCUGGCGUUGCUGGUACUUUGACCAGAAACAGUGACAAUGAGGAGGUUUCGAGGCUCAAGGCUCAGGUCGCCGAGCUGAUGAAGCGAGUGCAAGGACCAUCGUCGUCGGUACCAACGAAACGUGCGGAUGAGGCUGAAGAGAUUGCAAGGUUACAUAGUGAGCAGGCAGAGAUGAAGUCUGCUGCUGAUCGAACGUUUGCGGCAUUAGAGGACUUUAUCACAUCACUAAAAGGGAGGUGUGAGGAGGUCGAGGCAAGCGCUGAGGUAUGGAAGUCUGAAGCUCUCAGACCAGGUAACAAGCGAGGGUGCGCUGCUAUCGAUCAGACUCCUAUUACGGAGGCCCAAUUUAGGCCUCGGACCACCCCGGUUGGUUCUCCCCAGACUGUGAGGCGGGCCAAUGCGGAGCUCAAGGGAAGGCGGAGGUUGACCUACUGAAGGAAAUGCGCUUGAAGGAAGUCAACGCGAGGAAGGAAUCUCAGCAGGAGAUCGAUAGACUUAAAGAGGUUAUGGCGCAGAGAGGCAGACUAAGGUAUCAGAUUCUAGGUUUAAAGCAAGGCUGGAUGAGGUAACAGGGCCUUUGGCCAGGAAGGACAAGAGUAAAGCAACAACAACCUC
Messenger RNA from Chara braunii, 1217 nucleotides. Lineage: Eukaryota; Viridiplantae; Streptophyta; Charophyceae; Charales; Characeae. The record is from the annotation of a GenBank genome assembly.